This is a messenger RNA of Meyerozyma guilliermondii ATCC 6260, 2772 nucleotides long. RefSeq names its product Ca(2+)/Mn(2+)-transporting P-type ATPase (gene PMR1). The transcript has a single exon. Gene Ontology annotation, cellular component: Golgi membrane; plasma membrane; endoplasmic reticulum. The record is from RefSeq and is a predicted model, not a curated record. Gene Ontology annotation, molecular function: ATP binding; P-type calcium transporter activity; ATP hydrolysis activity. Bases 1 to 2772 code for a protein of 923 amino acids. Lineage: Eukaryota; Fungi; Ascomycota; Pichiomycetes; Serinales; Debaryomycetaceae. Gene Ontology annotation, biological process: calcium ion transmembrane transport; intracellular calcium ion homeostasis; manganese ion transport.
AUGACAGAGAACCCGUUCGAUGUGGAACAGGUUCUAAAACCACCCCAACGUGUCAACUCGGCUGCAAACCGCUAUUGCACCCAGUCGGUGGAGGACACGGUGCUGGAGUUCAAAACCGAUCCUCACAAGGGGCUUUCAGACAAUCAGGAUAUUCUCAACCGUAGAUCCAUACACGGUGUCAACGAGUUUGCCGAAGAUGAAGAGGAGAGUCUUGUGAAAAAAUUCAUCGCAAGCUUCUAUUCUGACCCAUUGAUCUUACUUUUGAUCGGGUCUGCUGUCAUUUCAUUUUGGAUGGGAAACGUCGACGACUCCAUAUCUAUCACCUUGGCAAUCACUAUCGUCGUGACUGUAGGUUUUGUCCAGGAGUACCGUUCGGAAAAAUCGCUAGCUGCAUUGAACAAAUUGGUUCCAGCAGAAGCCAACUUGACACGCAAUGGUAACACCUCUCAUGUUCUAGCAUCGACCUUGGUUCCUGGAGACGUGGUCCACUUUUCCCAAGGUGACAGAAUCCCCGCCGAUAUCAGAGUAACGGACGCAGUCCACCUCUCCAUCGAUGAGAGUAAUCUCACCGGCGAGAACAGACCGGUAAUAAAAUCACCAGAAGCCAUCAAAUCAGAAGCAAACGGUCUUAUUCCAAUCACUAACCGUCCGUCUGUGGUCUACAUGGGAACCUUGGUUCGCGAUGGCCAUGGUUCUGGAAUUGUCAUAGCAACCGGUUCCAAAACGGAAUUCGGUGCCGUUUUCGAAAUGAUGUCAGAAAUAGAAAAACCCAAGACUCCGUUACAACAAGCCAUGGAUAAGCUCGGAAAGGAUCUUUCCAUCUUCAGCUUUUGUGUCAUUGGAAUCAUCUGCUUAAUUGGUAUUACCCAGGGUCGCUCGUGGUUAGAUAUGUUCCAGAUUUCCGUUUCUUUGGCCGUGGCAGCCAUUCCCGAAGGUCUUCCCAUCAUUGUCACAGUCACUUUAGCCCUUGGUGUGCUUAGAAUGGCUCGUCAUAGAGCUAUCGUCAAGAGAUUACCCAGUGUCGAAACAUUAGGAAGUGUCAAUGUAAUUUGCUCUGACAAAACUGGAACUUUGACUGAGAACAGGAUGACUGUGACGAAAAUAUGGUCGACUGAUUUUGAAGGUACGUUCAAUUCCCCAUUCUUGGUGGUUGAAAGGCUCGAUGAUAAUACUUUACACCACAAGCUCACCAGCAACAUUCGCAGAAUAUUAGAGGCUGGCAAUAUCUGUAACAACGCCAGGUAUUCAUCUGAAAGCGAGAAGUUUGUUGGAAACCCUUCCGAUAUUGCCUUUGUUGAAUGCUUACCACACUUUGGUCUUGACGAUACUCGUGGUCAAAAAGUACGUACUUACGAAUUGCCCUUUUCCUCAAGAAGAAAGUAUAUGGCAGUAUGUGCUCAUUCUGGCGACACUUCGAGAUCUGAGACUUUUGCUAAAGGUGCAACUGAGCAGAUUCUUGCACGUUCCACGAAAUACUACGACUCUAAAGGUGAGGUAAAGCAACUUAGUGACGAAGUAAGAGACGAAAUCAACCAGAGAUCCAACACUUUGGCGGGAGAAGGGUUGAGAGUUUUGGCCUUGGCCAACAAUACGCAAAAGUUCGGUGACGAGAAACAUAUCGAGAGUGAACCUACCGAUUUAAUUUUUUGCGGGUUGAUAGGAAUGAAAGAUCCUCCCCGUCCUAAUGUGAGCAAAUCGGUUGCACGUCUCAUGAAGGGUGGAGUACAUGUGAUUAUGAUUACUGGUGAUUCUCCAAGCACAGCUAAGAACAUUGCCAAGCAGAUUGGAAUGCCAUUACAUACCAACGAUUCUGUCAUGACCGGCGACCAACUCGACAAGUUAUCCCCCGAAGCACUUUCGAAUGCAAUCCACAACGUUUCGGUGUUUGCUAGAACCACUCCAGAGCACAAAGUCUUGAUUGUCAAGGCGCUUCAGGCUAGAGGUGAUAUCGUCGCCAUGACUGGAGACGGAGUCAAUGAUGCCCCAGCAUUAAAGCUCGCCGAUAUUGGAAUUGCCAUGGGAAAAAAUGGAACCGAUGUUGCCAAAGAAGCAGCCGAUAUGGUGUUGACGGAUGACGAUUUCUCUACGAUUUUGAAUGCGAUCGAAGAGGGUAAAGGUAUUUUCUUCAACAUUCAAAACUUUAUCACUUUCCAGUUAUCCACCUCGAUUGCCGCGUUGACGUUGAUUGCUCUAGCUACGUUCUUUGGACUUCCAAACCCUUUGAAUGCUAUGCAAAUUUUGUGGAUCAAUAUCUUGAUGGAUGGCCCUCCCGCCCAGUCGCUCGGAGUUGAACCCGUUGAUCAUGAGGUGAUGAACAAGCCUCCCAGAAAGAGAAACGACAAAAUCUUGACCAAAGCUGUGAUCAAGCGUGUUUUACAAUCUGCCACUAUGAUUAUUCUUGGUACGCUUCACAUCUUUGUCAAAGAAAGAAUUGAUAAUGAGGUGACUGCCAGAGAUACCACCAUGACUUUCACCUGUUUUGUAAUGUACGACAUGUUCAAUGCUUUGGCAUGCCGUCACCAAACCAAGUCUAUCUUUGAACUCGGACUUAAAAACCAAAUGUUCAAUUUUGCCGUGGCCGGAUCACUUCUUGGUCAAUUGUGUGCCAUUUAUGUGCCAUUUUUCCAGUCUGUCUUCCAAACCGAGGCAUUGUACUUAUCAGAUCUUGGAAGCCUUUUCUUGUUGACCAGCAGUGUAUUUUUAGUUGACGAGGCAAGAAAGUGGUAUAAGAGAAGGCAGUUUACGAUGAAUGGAGUCAGCUACAGCGUAUAG